This is a messenger RNA of Struthio camelus australis, 6742 nucleotides long. It is a transcript of the gene DGKQ, whose product is annotated as diacylglycerol kinase theta. Lineage: Eukaryota; Metazoa; Chordata; Aves; Struthioniformes; Struthionidae. Gene Ontology annotation, molecular function: ATP-dependent diacylglycerol kinase activity. The record is from RefSeq and is a predicted model, not a curated record.
CAGCUAACACAGCCGUGACAGGGACUGCAGGAGAGCACAUAUUCUGACUUCAGGCUCCCGAUUAUGUUAUUUUGGAAGAGAAGCGAGAUGCAAAGAACUCGCCGAGACAGUGGUACACUUGCUCAGCUAGCGCUGAUGUCAGUGCCUUGAAAAUUUGGGAGAAAAGACUUUAUACUGUUUUUAAGGACAUCCUGUGCUUUAGCAGAAUGGCACUGUGGAAGACGGCAAUGAGAAGAGGCAAAAGGGAAGAAGGAAGACAUCCCUGACUCCUAAAAUGACUCCGUAGUACCUGUCUGGUCCAGACUGGGAAGGAUUGGCUAAAUUUGCAACUUCAUGUCUCAUGAAAAGUGCCUCAAGAAUGUCAAGAUACCAUGCUCAUGUAUCGCUCCAAGCCUUGUAAGGGUUCCAGUUGCACACUGUUUUGGGCCUCCAGGACAUUACAAAAGAAAGUUUUGCACUGUGUGCAGAAAGUCACUAGAUGCACCUGCCUUUCGAUGUGAAGUUUGUGAGCUACACGUGCAUACAGAUUGUAUCCUGUUUGCUUGUAGUGACUGCCGGCAGUGUCACCAGGAUGGGCACCAGGACCAUGAUACUUACCACCACCACUGGAGGGAGGGAAAUCUCUCUUCGAGUGCUCGGUGCGAAGUUUGCAAAAAAACCUGUGGCUCUUCUGAGGUGCUGUCUGGCAUGAGAUGUGAAUGGUGUGGCAUUCUGGCUCAUGCUGCUUGCUACAUAAUUGUCACACCGGAAUGUACUUUUGGAAGAUUAAGGAAUAUGAUUCUUCCUCCAAGCUGCGUGCAAUUAUUUUCUCGCAACUUCAGCAAACUGCAUUGUUUUCGAAUAUCAGAGAACUUGCAAACCGAACCAGAUGAAGACGACGAUGUUGAUGGAUCCACACAGGGGUCAGCAAAAGAUGUCCAAAUUUCAACAGAUUCAAGUAAACAAACAUUAAAGAUAUUUGAUGGGAAUGAUGCAGUGAAACGCAAUCAAUAUCGACUGAUUUCAGUUCCAAGGAUUGCAAAAAAUGAAGAAGUUGUGGAAGCUGCUUUGAGGGCAUACUACAUAAGUGAUGAUCAGCAAGAGUAUGAGCUCCAGACCUUUACCCAGCAGGCCCUAUUGUGCGAUGACGUUAUCAACAGGAACGAUGCUUCGGAAGACAGCAACGCGGGCUCGGUGUUCCGAGAAUCGGUUCCUGAAGCAUGGAUCAUCAGAGCCAAACCAAAGGAUGAGGAAGUGAUCAGAAUUCAUCCUGCUUGGCUCAAGGUGGGAAUGGCUUACGUUUCUCUACGAGUAAAUAAGGAUAGCACUACGCAGACUGUGAUAAAAGAAGUGCUUCCGUUGCUUGGAAGGCAGACGGAGCGUGUUCAGAAUUUCAAGCUAGUAGAAGUACUUAUGGGCAGUAAGCAAGUUCAGCGGAUGGUGUUGGACAGUCAGGAACUGAUCCUUAACAGACUCAAGGACAUACGAAAGACUUCAGUACGUCAGAUGAAUCAAACAAGGUUUUACAUUGUGGAAAACAGUAAAUCCAUUGUUCGAGUAAAUUUAUUUGUUGGUGGCCUUCCCCCUCAGCUUUCUCCUGAAGAAUACACUAAUAUUCUCAAGGAUGAAUUAGCUAUCAAAACAAAUGUAGUAUCCGUGAGUCAUGUUUAUCAAGCACAAGGUGCUGUUGUUCUCGAAAUUUCAUGUUUUUCUGAAGCUGAGAGAAUAUAUAUGCUAGUUAAAGAUACAACUGUCAAUGACAAGCCUCUGAACGGUGUGGUGAUUCCUGAAGUUAUGGCUUCCAAGAUACCACAGAACUGCUGCCCACUUCUUGUAUUUGUGAAUCCAAAAAGUGGAGGUCUAAAAGGUCGGGAUCUGCUGUACAGUUUCAGAAAGCUGCUAAAUCCUCAUCAGGUCUUUGAACUUACUAAUGGUGGCCCACUGCCUGGAUUUCACACGUUCUCUAAAAUCCCCUCUUUCCGAGUGCUGGUGUGUGGAGGUGACGGCACUGUUGGUUGGGUUCUUGGUGCGCUCGAGGAGAUCAGGCACAAGCUGGUGUGUUCAGAGCCCUCCGUUGCCAUCUUACCUUUAGGAACAGGUAAUGACCUAGGGAGGGUGUUGCGCUGGGGAGCUGGCUACAGUGGGGAGGACCCCUACUCUAUUUUGAUUUCCGUGGAUGAGGCGGACGAUGUACUUAUGGAUCGCUGGACUAUCCUUUUGGAUGCCGAAGAGCCUGCUGAAGGUGCAGAGAAUGGUGUGACAGAACCUGAGCCUCCGAAGAUUGUACAGAUGAACAAUUACUGUGGUCUUGGCAUCGAUGCAGAGUUGAGUUUGGACUUUCAUCAUGCUAGAGAGGAAGAACCAGGGAAAUUUAAUAGCAGGUUUCACAACAAAGGAGUUUACGUGAAAGUUGGGCUGCAGAAGAUAAGUCAUACCAGAAAUCUUCACAAAGACAUAAAGCUUCAGGUGGACCAGCACGAGGUGGAGUUGCCAAGUAUAGAAGGACUCAUUUUUAUUAAUAUCCCCAGCUGGGGGUCCGGAGCUGAUCUCUGGGGGUCGGACAGCGACAAUCGCUUUGAGAAACCGCGGAUCGACGAUGGCUUGCUCGAAGUUGUCGGUGUGACUGGCGUUGUUCACAUGGGUCAAGUACAAGGCGGUCUUCGAUCAGGAAUCCGCAUAGCCCAAGGCUCGUACUUUCGCGUCACUCUCCUAAAGCCGAUUCCAGUUCAAGUUGAUGGAGAGCCCUGGAUCCAGGCGCCAGGCCAAAUUAUUAUUUCUGCUGCAGGACCAAAGGUCCAUAUGUUGAAAAAGUCCAAGCAGAAACAGAAGAAAACUGGAAGCCUGAGAGAGACGAGAACGGAUAGCGUGUCAGUCACUGAAGGAGGACGCUAAAUGGAGACCUGUGGUCAGCAUUUGUGCAGCACAUCUACUGUAGAUCCCGUGAUGGUUCAGUGAAACUGAGUGCAGACAACUGGUGAAGAAGGGUUGCUUAUGAGCGUGCCUUUCAUUACAUAAUACAGGACUGGGUUCUGCUUGGUCAUUCAAAGAUAGUGCCUCAUUGUCGCAAAUACUUAACUGUGUACCACUUGUCUCAUCUAAAAUGUUUACUUUGGGUUGCUUUUCCGUAAACCUUUCCCCAGUUUUUAGUUUAUGGAAACUGAGGCUAAACACAGACUCCAAGAUGUUGAGAUUUCCACAUCUGCUUUUACAAAAACUCUUCCCCUCCUCCCCAGGUUUUUCUUUGAGAAACCAUUCCGUAGAUAACGUCUUGGUGUAUCGUUCUGUAAAUGAAAAUGUAUUGUUUUAAAUUAACAUUUGUAGUAGCCUCCAAACCAAAAAAAGGCAAAGAGAUGAGCUGCUGAGGCCUCCUCAGAUCAGUCCAAAUAGCACAGCUGAAGCAGUGCUACUGUAGAAGAGAAAAAUACAAAACAUAAGAGAGAUGAUUUCUAUAAAAGGAGCCCCAUGCACUGGAGAGAGAAUGUACUGGAACAGUUGAGUCAAAAUAUUUAAGAGAGUUUGGUUUCAACAGUAUUUGGACAAUAGGGAAGGGAAAACAGCUUUUAGAGCAAGUUAUCAACUGCAGUUUCGCUUCUCCCAUAUGGAGUCCAAUCCUGUUUUUAAAGGCAUUUGAUUUUCACUAGCUACUACUCUAAAGUAAAAAGGAACAAAAAUAUCUGAGUAGUAUUACAUUAUACUGAUUAUUUUCUAUCAUUGAGAAAUUACGUUUGACACCAGACUUCUCUCCUUGUCUUUCCUUAUGUUAUUUCAUGUUUACCUAUUUGUCCUAUGUUGAACUGUUAUUUAAAAGCAGGCUUCAAAGACUAAAAGAACCAUCACUAAUUAGGGUAAAAGAGGUACCAUUUAGUUCACUAAAGUAAAUUAGGACCAGUGAUAGGUUAAAGCUGAGCUGAAGCAGAGUGCUGUAGGCUUCAGAUGACUGGGAAUGUGAUAGCCGUUGUGAAAACUCACUUAUCUAGUGAGCCUUCACAGGUCCUUUUGCAGCUGCUCUUCUUGCCAGCAGUUGCAGGGCCAGGAUUCAGUGACUGUCUCUUCCACUUGGAUGAGCAUGUGCUCUUAGGAGGCUGUUGCUCUUUCAGCUCCUGUGAGCUAAGAUUACCUCUCCAUGCUUACUUGCCUGCUGAAGAUACUGGGAUGCAGUACUUUCUUCAUAGCUUUCUGCUGAAGAUUGGGGAUAGAGCAGAUGUGUUGGUCCUGUAGAGCACUACAUGUAUCUGCUCGCCAUGGCCACGGUCGUGGUGUCCUUACUUCUCUGCUGGUCUCAUCUCACCAUGGUUAUCGAGUGACUGGACCCUUCACUCCAGAUCAACAUGAUAAACAAGGUUGCCCUCAGCCCGGUCAGUUACGGAGUCAGGAGUGUAUAUGCUUUUCCUGCUUGUGUGCAUCUGCUGCCUGGAACUGCUUAAGCUGUGCUGGUAUUUGCAUGGUGAUAACAAGCACAGCUGUGGAUGGCAUGAGUUCAUCACUCAAAUGGCAGCUUUGGAAGCAUUCUUCUUGCCAGUGCGUCUAGAAACACAUCUCCAGCUGCGUCAGGGAACUUCAGUAAGACAUUGAAGUGUGCCAAGGCCAUGGUUUUGUGUUGGAGCUAAUUAUGUGCUGAGGCAGCUCUUGCUGGGUCUUGUUGAUCAGUGUGCACUCUGAAGCACAGUGCCAACUUCAGCAGCACCUGAUCUUUACCUGUGCUUUACACUUCCCAGUCACAGCACAGACCAGGGUGUGAAUGUAGGUGCUUUAAAACAGUCGUGUAUAAGCAAUAGAUGGAACUACAUAAGUAAAGCUGUAGAGACAGGCCGAACAGGCGUGCAAAGAUGGCAUGAGCUGCCUGCAGUCUCUCCUUGCUGUCCACUGAUUCUUGUUAUUAACAAGGCCUUACUGUUCUGGUAGAGGAGCAUUUGAAGGACUAAUUCCUUUGUUUUCAGUGAAGCUUGCUAUUAAUUGUUUAAAUCAUUACUUUAAUUGUUACUUUAAUGAUCUCCAUGUACUACCACAUGGACGACAACUUAUCCUUAUUCCACAUGUAAACUAGACUUGUGCUACGAAGGCAAUUGUGUUGAUGGCACAGAGCUAAAAUACUCAUCUCUUAAUUAUUAAACACGGGGGAUUGUCUCUACUUCAGAGCCUCGGCAAGAAGAAACCGACGAGCUCAUCUGGCAUCCUGGUACCAGCGUUUCAAAUAGGAAGGGGGAAGUGCUGUAUUUCAGGGUAUGCCUUCUCAGGAUGAAGCUCACAGCUUAGAGAGGAAAUCCUACAUAGAUUGCUGCUUAUAGUACAGAAAGCAAAAGAAACUGCUUUGUGUCCUUGGGGUAACUGAAAGACUGCAUGGUCUUCUUUCCGAUUGCAGACUCUAUGACGGAGAGGAAAAUUUUUGAGUCUUGUUUACAGAAAACAUUCAUAAACUUAAAGUUUGUUGGUACUGACCAUCGUCUGCAGCCCAAGUAAACAAACCCAUCUGACUAGUUUUCCAGAUACGCUGCAGCAUGUAACUGGUGGUGUUUCAUGUUCUCGGCUCGCCGAGGGCCAUGCUGUCUGUCCCUAUCACUCACUCUCUGGUAUCUGAAAUAACAUGAAACUCUUGGGUCAGAUGGACCCUUACUGUGGCAUAUCUUCCCAUGGGGAUCUUCCAUUCCUAGGACAUUGUACAAGCCUGUCUUAGGGUAGCAUUGCGGUAGCAAAGAUACGCAGAAGUAUGAGCGUGUUCUCCUCACAACUGCAGAGAGGAUCUUUUUUUCUUUUUCUUUUUUUUCUCCUUUUUACGGAAACUGGCUCCCACGUGUUAUUUGAGUAGAGGAGUGCCACACUGGAAUGAAAAUUUAUCUUAAGUAAAACACACUUGGCAUAUAGUAUCUCCCUUAGAUGAUUCUUGGUGUGUUUUGAAGACAAAACAGAUUUCUGGGCAGAUGAGAUAGGAAAGCUCUUGUAAACAUUUGUAACAGAAGAAACUCUCUUGAACUGUGUCAACAUCUUCCAGUUUCAGGUACUGUAAAAUGUCCGUAUGCCAAGGGAAUCAUACCUUUCCUGUAUAUGUUUUUAUCACGUUAUGUAUCUAAACGAGCCUAAAAAAUUCUUCCAUAGUAGUGUAGGACUUUAUUGAAGAGAGGUGAUGACUCCUUCUCUUUAAUAUUAAACUUCUUGAGUUAGCAUUUACAGCGAACAACGUAACAGUAGCAAAAGCGUUGGGGAUGAGGCUCAGUUUGUCAAGACAGGCGUUAAGCAACGUCAGGGAUGUAGAGUCGGAGGCCAUAAUCUGUAGAUAGGGAGGAAGUGCAGGUGCACAGCUGUCCAGAGCACCCUCCUCGAUCCUCUCUCCACAGCCCUGCCUUUUUACCUCACCUGCAAACCACAGCAGGCACUCUUCAUACAACUAAUGUCUCUCCUGCUUAGAUACUAGCUCUUGACCUUUCACUAGUGUCCUUCUAGGCUUUGCCAGCAUGGGAGAGAGAGGGGUCCUGGAAGUCAUGGUGCAUAUCCCACUAUCACAAACCAGAAAGGACAUGGUCAGUUGGUUAAAAUCUUUUUUGGUGAAUAAAUGCAUCAUCUCUGUCCUGAAAUAGGACAACCUACAUUCAAAAGAACGUCCCUGGGAUACAAAUACUGCUUCAUUAAAAAUGUUGUUUUUUCCCCCAGCUUUUAGACUUGAUUCAUCUAGUUUAAACUGCUGAGGCCUUUCUUGCAUUGAUUUUUAAAUGAAACUGCAUGGAGUUAUUUUGCCAAAAACAUUUUGUUUACUUAUAUGUGUGUAUGUAUG